Messenger RNA from Seminavis robusta, 999 nucleotides. NCBI's taxonomy places the organism in Eukaryota, Bacillariophyta, Bacillariophyceae, Naviculales, Naviculaceae. The record is from the annotation of a GenBank genome assembly.
AUGGUGGAAGAUCUCGCCGGUGCCAUCACCGAGGAACCGGCCGCUGCCCCUCUUGGCUCGCCGGCAGAUGAUGUUGGUGGAGGUAAAGAUAACAAGGACAACAAGGACAAGGGGAAAGAUGCUGACAGCGAAGGGGACAGGCAGGAGGAUGUGGCAUCAUUGCUGGGAGAGCCGGCUGUGAUUUCGAUAGAAGCUGAAUCUGAAAAAAUUGUGCUAGCAACCGAUGAGCCAACAGUUGCACCUACGGAGUCCCCCACGGAUUCUCCCGCGAUGAAACCAACCGCUGCAGUAACAUUCCCUAUCGUCCUAUUGGUGACGCGUGCACCCUCCGAGUCCCCAACAAUUACUACUGGAGCCCCUGUCGUUCCUGAAGCGCUUUUGACAACGGAAACACCAACAGCUCAAGAAACCAUGGUGUCGACCGAUUCUGCGGAUUUAGCUGACGGGUUUGGUGUGAUUACAGUAUCGCCCACGCACGCAGAAACAAAUGGGCUACCGCCAGGAUCCUCUCCAGGUUUUGUUACGGCUGUUAUAGUCCCUGCAGAACCUGAACAGAGUCCAUAUAUCAUCGAUGCUAUACCCCCAUCUAUCGCUCCAGUUGUACCGCCCGCAGUGGAUGUCGCUGGUGAUCAAAAGAACGAUGACAAGGGUAACGACGACAACAAAGGUGGAAAGAAUGAUGAAAAGGCAGAAGACAACAAGGCAGGCGGCGACGGAAACGAUGAGAAAGACGAUGAGAAAGACGAUGAGGAUGAGGCAUUGGAUCAGAAAGAGGGUGGACAAAAGAACGAAGGUGGUGACAACGAUGAAGAUGUGGAUGCAGUGAAUCUCCUUGCAGGAAGAGAAGAGGAUGUUACGCCAUCUGGUGUCACGCCAAAGGAGACGGGUGCAGCCAAGGCCAUUGCGGCAGCAAAAGAUGCUGGCAUUUCUACAUCAAGGGCAAGCGAUGGAGGCACCAGAAGGCUUAGACGAACCAUGUUUAUCCGUGGAUCAAAAUAG